AUGCCUCCGUCGACUGUCUUCUCCUACUGGCGACGCGACCGUCGCUCAACCGCGCCACCCGCAUCCUUGCCCGCACCAUCUCCAGCCUCGAAAGGUUCAAAUGACAGCCCACUCGGCCCUCCUCAGCUCCCCGAGAUCCCUGAUACCUCUACCAUUACGACCCCGUUGAAUGGUUCUCAGUCAGACGAUGCCCCGCCUUGGGUUGAUUCCCCGCUAGGGCAUGAUGCCUCGAAGCUCAACUUCAACACGUCCGUCGCGCAGCUGUCUUCCUCUGCGAGCCUGGCCGUUCCGUCGCCUUCCCCAGAGAAAGAAAAUCGCCCACACUCGAGUUCUCACGAGAGUGUGCCUGAGCCAGGCCUUGCGUCGCAACCUCACAGCUCCCAGCCGUCUGACAGCAUGCUGAGACCAGAGCACGGAGAUAUCGAGUUGAACUCGAAGCCGAAUUCGCCUUUUCGCCUAUCUUUCGGGGGGAGACCACGCAAUUUACAAACGCCAACUAGUGAGGGACAGAAACGUUCUCCUACUGCGGGUUCAGGGAGCAAUUACUUUGGAUUGAAAAUGUCACCAGGGGAACCACACCCCGAGAAACCGAUGCUGCCACACAAGGAAUCCAGGAUAGAGGGUGCGAUUACUCGGUGGGCAGGAGAUCGUGAAGCACCGGGGGAUCAUACCCAUCACAAGCCGGGGAAGGCAAUGCUUCACCUUUUGAACCCGAUGUCGCUGCUUGCUCGGCGCCGAUCGUCUCAAAUUGGUAGUUCGCGUGUGGACAAUUCGAAGAUGAGUGCGCAGAGCUCGAUCCCUGCAAUCCCUGAUGACUAUGAUCCUCGAAUUCGCGGAAACAUCGUGCAUGACUUCUCUGCGCCCAGACCGCGCCGCACUGCAUCUGGCACUCCAGGUAGUGGCUCUACCAUGACUGAAGGCAACAGUAAUAUGCAAAAUGCUUCACCGUCGCAGGCUGGUCUAAGCCCUGCCACCCGGUGGAAUGACCAGACGAGAAGACACAGUGAUCACUCACCCGUGUUUAAAGAGCAUUUUGAGGACGAUCAGAAUGUACUCCAACCCGAGAACAAAGGCUAUCUCCAAUCGCCAUUAUUAACGAACCCAACACAACAUGGAUACGAACAGGCAAUUCCAGUCUUUGCUAGAAAGCUACCUUCUCAUUUGCCCGAGAAGCAAAGUCCUGAGCCUGCGAAACUGAAAGCGUCCCCACCAGUAGAGCUUCCUGCAGAGCUCCCCGCAGAGCUCACUGCUGUGUCAUCGAAGGCAACUACACCCGAAGCGCAACGAAACCAACCAGACCCAGACAUCAUUCCAAAUGUGCCACAUCCCCCCUCAAGCGUUCCAAAGCAUCUGAAGAGCAAUGCGUCGCGAUUCAGUUUCGACAUGGGUGGCGUAGAGUCAUCCGUCCAGGAGAAACUCCUCGAGGAGAGACACAAGGCGAAAGAGGCUACACGCAAAAUGGAAGACGGAUAUUUUGAUGAUUUCGACGAUGAAUUUGAUCAUGACCUUAUGGACGACUUGGAUGGCUUGGAAGAGAAGAUCCCGGGCGUCAAUGCUGAUGCUGACGAGGACGAUUUCUCCACGCCCUAUCUUAACGCGAAAUCUUGGGCUGCUCCAAAGCUUUCGCCUGUGGUUGCGAGCCCCAUUACGCCUGCGCCACCUGGGAUCCAAGCCGAUGCGACUCCAAAGAAUUAUCUUGACCCUGAAGCUGAUUCUCCAACUUCAUCUUACUCAGUUGACGACAAUGAAUCUCAAAAAGAGCCCGCUCAAACGGACCAGUCGGUCCAGAUCCAACAGACAUUCUCUGAUCACACUGAAACCUUGGGAGCUGCGCCACACGGUCCAGAUACCCAACAAACACAGACCAUUAAUGUUGAGGACGAUAUGUACUUCGACGACGGCGAAUUCGGCGACCUUAGCCUCAACGACCAGGAUAGAGGAUUUGACGAGUCUGUCUUUGACGAUGUGACAAGCCACCUUUAUGAGCGGAAGCCAGUUAUGCCACAAGAUGCUCAAAAUCCAAAGACUGAUGGGUCUGAUGAUGAUUCUUCACAGCAAGACAUUGACCUGGAAGGAAAUGCUACUCACGGCCUAAAGCACAUGCCCAGCGUGGCUAGUACUUACCAGACGACGUCUGUCAAGCGCGGUCCACUCGGUGAGCCAAUUCCCAACCUGGGACCUACUCGGGCUCCUGGUGGAGUGCUCACGGAGCAAAAUCUGGAUAUAUUACACAACGCUUUGGCUUUUGCAGCCAAUGAAGCAGCGUGCAAGAGCCGCGUUGAGCGCAAUUUCAGUACAAGUGAUCGGUCUCUAGGUAAGGAGAGUGUCCAAACCGCCCAGACGGUUGAUUCUCAACCUGGUCUGGUAUCGGAUGAUAGCCACCUUAGCCAGGGGCCUGAUUUUAUAACCUUUGAAGAAUCCUACGAGGAUCAGAUCUUAGAUGAUGAUCCGUACUGGGAUGACGCGAUUGUUGCCGCAGCCAAUGCGGAAGCUUUGGAAAACGACGACGAGGGCUUCUACGGCCAAGAGUUUGGGUUCUAUGCGGAGGCACAUGGUACCGCCAGUUCCGAACUGACGAACGGAGGCUAUUUUGGCCCUCGAGGCGUCGAGAGCAUCACUCGCAGCCACAGCAGCCGUGGCAAAUUUCAAGAACCCAGCCUGACCCCAAUCACUGAACGCAGUGAAUGGAGUACGCGCAACUCUGUCAUUUCGCUCAAGGCAAAUGGUGCCACUCAUUCGAACCCUCCCCAGGCAAGCCCCGGUCUAGCCCAGCUGGUGGAUAUGGGUAACCUCGAUGACGAGAUGUCGCUGAGCGCCCUCAUGAAGCUACGCCGGGGUGCGUGGGGCGGAAGCAAUGGAAGUUUGCGGAGUAGCGCGGCCAGUCCGCCAGCUCAUACUCUGCCGUCCUCCAACCGCGCCAGCUUCACAGGGGCGUCGGAAGUAAGUCCUUCGGAUGCGCGGCCUUCAACCGACGACGAGCUGGCAGGAACUGUCUUUCACCAGGAAGACAUCAACCACACCUGUACGGCCUCACCGCUUAAAGAUCUUGCCGAUCUCCCGAGCCGCGGAACAGACGGGCCGAGCAACACUGAAAGCGAUGUUGACAUGCCGGCCUUGAUAUCUCAGCAUCUCAAUGUUCUAUAG
This is a messenger RNA of Penicillium maclennaniae, 3144 nucleotides long. RefSeq lists its product as uncharacterized. Lineage: Eukaryota; Fungi; Ascomycota; Eurotiomycetes; Eurotiales; Aspergillaceae. Bases 1 to 3144 code for a protein of 1047 amino acids. The transcript has a single exon. The record is from RefSeq and is a predicted model, not a curated record.